AUGUCUCGCAAUAACUUCUUCCAGCCGCCUUGGACGUACGAUUCGUCGCUCGCAGAUCUGUUCACACUCGUGGAGGCCGUCUAUGACUACAACCUCCCUUUACAACUGCCCAGUCCGGAACGCACUUUGGUAGCCAAACGGCAGCAGCAUCUUCACCGUGUCCUGUCAGAUCAGCAGACAUUUUACAGCUAUCAUAGGCAUUUUAUGAUUGGCCCCAGCUUCUCCGACAGCUUUCGCGGCGCGAUAACGGUCGUUUUCGCCCGUUCGGGCGGUGUUCUCCUGGACGCUUACCUGGCUGCCCUGGCCCUGUGGGAUGCCCAGCACAAUAGAAUGAGACCUUUUGACGAAGUGAAUCCUCGCGAAGGAUCUAACUGUCUCAAGCAGUUGCAAGCUGCCGCCAUCGUCGAUGCACACGAUGCUGCCGCCGUUAUCAUGCUCGGGCAGGUCUUAGUCGUCUACCAUAUUAACCUCUUGGGCACAUCCGCACAUGCCAUCCUUCGGCAAUCACUUCUUUUGGUCAAAGACUGGUUUCCCUCGCUGCUCUCUCAGCCCUGUCUAUACCCUAUCACAGUUACUUCAAUACUUGUCGACACGGUCGAGUGCCUCGUAAAGCGAGAAAUACCUGUCAUCCAGCCCCCACGCAGCGACUGGUAUACGGUGGAUAGGACUUUCGGACUCUGCAGUGGUCUCAUCUACAUUCUCUAUGAGCUCUGCACGUUAAGCCACGAGGCUAAGAAGUCGGCUUGUGCAGGGUCAGUCUUAUCUGAUAAUCCUAUGCAUCUCCGCCCCAGGAAUUUCAGGAAUCAACUGGCCGACAUUGAGCGACGAGUGCGUGAGUGGGAGCCGGCACCGCCUACCACUUUCUUCAGCCAAUUUACUCGGCUAGAAGUAUCGGCCAUGAUGCUACAAGCUCGGGUAUACCGUCUGGCGACUCUCCUUAUCAUUCAUCGCCUCCAAUAUCCGCUCGGCGUUGAAGACGACACUGCACUACGACUGGCAUUGAAAAUCACAGUCGAGCUGGAGUGCUUCAUCCAGUGGGUUCCGGUGGAAAUGAAGAGACUCCCAAUAGGGUUACCUCUCUUAGUCAGUUCUCUCGAAAUCGACUCUCUUAGUGAGCGGGUAAUCAAGUAUGUGUCCCCAGUGACCGCCGGAGAGUUGGGAUAUGGAACGAAACUCAAAGGUUUCGCAAGUCUUGUAAAGGCGGCGCGAGACAAUGGCUAUUGUGGUCUGUGGUUUGACCUAGUUGAGGGUGGGCUCCACAUACCAGUGCUCCCUUAG
Colletotrichum aenigma is the source of this 1278-nucleotide messenger RNA. RefSeq lists its product as uncharacterized. The transcript has a single exon. Lineage: Eukaryota; Fungi; Ascomycota; Sordariomycetes; Glomerellales; Glomerellaceae. The record is from RefSeq and is a predicted model, not a curated record. The coding region runs from base 1 to 1278 and encodes 425 amino acids.